AUGGACGUGAAUACAACGUCUUCUACGGACUCAAUCGAAAAACUUUAUGCUGAAAUAGCACAAAAGACAGCUGAAGCAAUAGCUGCUGCAGGACUACCAUCAUCUGAUAAUAAUGGAUUAUCUAUCAAACAUUCUCUUCCACAAUUGCCACGUUAUCAACCACCACCUCCUUCACCACCACGUCCUCGAUUUCCAUUAUCACAAAGAGAUACUAGAAGGGCGUGUCGAAUGUUUUUUCCCACAUCAGGUCAUAUGGGAUUUGAUACAGUUAAAUCGUCAGAUGAACUACCUCCGCUUGAAGUAGUUCGCGAAAUGAUUCUCUAUGAAACACGUCUUCGUUUGUCUGAUUCAAUUCAAAAACUCAUGGAUAUAUAUCACACUGAUGAAUGUGCUGUUGCCUAUGUACAUGAUCUUAUUCAACAACAUGUCGUGGAAUAUUUCGGCUAUCAAGAUGUUAAUGCAUUACGCACAGCUUUGCAUCGAUUUCCAGAUGAUCCUAUUGUUAAAGAGGCUUUUUAUGUUAAAUACAACAAAAUUUCACAAGGUGUAGUCCAACAGGGUCAAUGUGCUCGAGAUAUCAAUUUGUAUACAAUAGAUGGUCAAUCAACGAAUCUUUUUUCACAAAUUUUAGCUGGUCAACCAUUAAUUAUAUUGGCUGGCUCAACUACAUGA
Messenger RNA from Rotaria sp. Silwood2, 672 nucleotides. The record is from the annotation of a GenBank genome assembly. NCBI's taxonomy places the organism in Eukaryota, Metazoa, Rotifera, Eurotatoria, Philodinida, Philodinidae.